AUGUCAACCUUUAUUGAAGAUUUUACCUCUACUGCGAACGAAGAUUUGUAUUCACGCUUAUCGCUUACUUCUGAAGCCACAUCUUCUGAAAUCAAAAACGCAUACCACCGUUUAGCGCUCCGGUAUCACCCUGACAAGCACACAAAUGCGACGCCUGAAGAACGCGAAGAAGCUACACGAAAAUUUCAGUCUCUGGGUUAUGCCUAUGCCAUACUCAGUGACCCUCAAAAAAGGGAAAUAUACGACAAGACGGGCGAAACCGAAGGCUUGGACAGAUUUGAUAAUCUUGAUAAAGAAGGAUGGGAUGCUUUCUUUAGAGAAUUGUGGUCAGGAGUGGUCAACUCUGAGUCGAUAGAAGAGUUUCGUGCAAGUUAUCAGGGAUCUCCUGAGGAACGCAAGGACCUCAUUGAAGCCUACAAAAAAUUUCAAGGUGACAUGGAAAUUAUCAUGCAAUAUAUCCCAUGCGGGACGGUGGAUGAUGAAAAACGGUUCAUAAAGAUACUUAGGUCUGCUAUUUCUUCCGGGGAAAUAUCUUCUUUUAAAAAAUUUACCGCUAGCACCAGCUCGGCUGCUAGAGCAAAACGAAAGAAAGAGUCUGAAAAUGAAGCCAAAGAAGCUGAGGAAAUGGCUAAAAAGUACGGAUUAGAUCAAAAAUUGCUAAAAGGUAAUUGCGGGAAUGAAGAAGAUCAGUUAAAACAAAUUAUACAAUCAAGGGGCGAAAAAAGGAUGAGCGCGUUAUUGGAAAGUUUGGAAUCAAGAUAUGCAGCCGGUAAAUCCAAGAAAUCAAAGCCAAAUCCGAGUAAAGGAAAGAAAAAGAAAGAUAAAAAACGGGACGACUUUAUAGUAUCUGAAGAAGAGGAAGAAAUAGAUGAACUAGCUCCUGAACCAACCGAAGAAGAAUUCCAGGAGUUACAAAAAAAAUUGAUGGCCAAUAAGGCGAGCAGUUCAAAGGAAAAGGGUCCAAAUAAAAGUGGGAAAAUGAACGGAAGUUCAAAAAGUGGGAAAGUCGGAAGAAGCAAACGCGGUACCGAAUAA
Molecule: messenger RNA, 1035 nt
Organism: Acaulospora colombiana
Lineage: Eukaryota; Fungi; Glomeromycota; Glomeromycetes; Diversisporales; Acaulosporaceae
Source: the annotation of a GenBank genome assembly